This is a messenger RNA of Zophobas morio, 2029 nucleotides long. Its product is annotated as monocarboxylate transporter 9-like. Gene Ontology annotation, biological process: transmembrane transport. Lineage: Eukaryota; Metazoa; Arthropoda; Insecta; Coleoptera; Tenebrionidae. Gene Ontology annotation, cellular component: membrane. Gene Ontology annotation, molecular function: monocarboxylic acid transmembrane transporter activity. The transcript is spliced from 6 exons. The record is from RefSeq and is a predicted model, not a curated record. Bases 165 to 1964 code for a protein of 599 amino acids.
UGAUGACAAAUCGAUAACGUAACACUUGCACCGUCACUGCAUGUGUCGAAAAUCUUCAAAAAUUAUAUAACGAUGGACAAGGUCCCCGAACGUGUCCAUGCGGGCCGCUGUUUGCCCCUCAAUUGAAUCUAAUUGUGACUCGCCAACAAUUAAUCCGGCCAAUUAUGAUUGUCACUAAUUACGUAAAACCGAACGCAUCCAGUGUUUGCUGUAUCACACUCGUAUUGAAAAAAAUUCGCGGCCGAGAUAAUUAUUAUCAUCGCGUCAAUUCAGGGUCUAUAGUUGUAUAUAAACCGAUCGCUCCUCCUUAUCAUCAUUCUUACAAUUGCUGUCGAUCUGUUUGUGUUUGUGAUAGUGAAAUGGUGACCACAGUCAAAGUACCACCAGAUGGUGGCUACGGGUGGGUGAUCGUCCUGGCCAACGCUCUUAGUAACCUCGUCAUCAUUCCCUUAAUGCAAAGUUUCGGACUGGUAUUCAAAGACACCUUCCAAGAAAUGGGGCUAUCGGCCACUGAGGGGUCACUCAUUAUCAACCUGAACGCCGCCUUCGGGAUGAUCAUGGGCUUACUCAACGGGCUCCUCCUCAAAAUCUUCGGAUACCGUAAAGUCGCCAUAGCAGCGUCGUGCUUCAUUUCAGUGGGAAUCGUCCUCACGUCGUUUGCGAGCACCUUCACACACUUCAUCAUCACGUACGGACUGAUUACAUCAAUUGGGUUCGGCUUGAACAUGUCGGCGUACAGUUUGGCCCUUAAUAGCUACUUCAGAAAGAAAAAAGGGCAGGCGGUGGGAUAUGCGAUGACGAUCACAGGUCUAGGACCUAUAUUAAUGCCCCAAGUGAUUAACGGGUUGAUCAAAGUCCACACCGUGCAAGGAGUCACCCUCAUUCUAGGUGGCAUCGCUGCUAACUCGUUCGUGGCAGCCAGUUUGCUCCAACCAAUCAAGUGGCACAUGAAAACACAAGAGGUACCAGAGGAAAACCCCGAACCUGUCGACAAACCAAACAACGAAGACAAAACCCAGACCAAAAUCGACUUAAAAAGAAGCGCAUCCCAAGUCGAAACCAAACGCAAGAUUUCCGUCGACUCUAACGCGUCAAUGGAUGACCUGGAAAACGGACCGGUGUACGGAUUGGACUCCGCUUUCAACGGAAGCGUCCUGUCUAUCCAAUCAGUGACCCGCAACCGCAAAGACUCCCUUGUCUCCCAGUCGUGGAAAAAGGGCUCAGUCCCCAGCCUCACUCACAACCCCUACAACUCCCCACUCACUAAACCCAUCAAGAAAAAAAGCACGUGGAAGCGCUUCGCCGACCGCAUGGUGAGCUUCUUCGACUUGGAUCUCCUCAAAGACCCCGUCUACGUCAAUAUCAUGAUGGGUCUUUCGCUGGCCGUCUUCGCCGAAAUCAAUUUCUCGCUCCUGACGGCGUUCAUUCUCGCCGAGUUCGGUCUAAACACCAACCAGAUCGCCACGUUCAUGUCAGUUUUGGGGAUAGCGGAUAUCGUGUUCCGGUUUCUGGCGCCCUACAUCGGAGACUUUGUCAAACUACCGUCUAGACAGAUGUACAUGGUGACGUUGUUCCUUUUGAUGGUCUCCAGGUUUUCUCUUUUGAUUUCGAAUGACUUCGUGGUGCUGCUGGGUGUGGCGCUGGGGUUGGGUAUAGCCAAAGGUAUCCGGACGGUGUACAUGUCUUUGGUCAUCCCGAUGUAUGUACCGAUUGAGAAGUUGGCGUCGGCGUCCGGGCUGCAGAUGAUGGUCAACGGGCUGUGUAUUUUGAUUGGGGGGCCGGUAAUUGGGGUGAUUAGGGAUGUGACGGGUAGUUACACCCUGUGUAUAAUCGUUUUGAACUUGAUUACUUUCUCUACUAUCUUUAUAUGGACGGUGGAGGCUGUGAUCGUCCGGUUAAGGCGAAAACGGGGAAGUGCUGAAGUACAAGCGGAGCAAACAGACACUCUACUUAACAAGACUUGAAGUAUUAGGAAGUAUUGAUAUUAUGUCCAAGACGUCGUUAUUUAUAAAUAAAUGUUUGUUAUUAA